AUGCCAAAGAGAAAGAGCUUGACUGGCAGGGAAAAACGCCAGAGAGAUAAAGAGCGCAAGAGGGAAAAGAGGCAGGAGCAGUCCUUGCCACCACCAGAUGCUAGACUUGGUGAUCCUCCUCAAGAUUCUGCUGUCCCGGCUGGGGCAGUAGAUGGAGCUAUCUCAGCUCCACCCGGUAAUUUUCCGGGGCAAGGCUCUAUAGGGUUGCCGCCUUUUGAGGAAAAACCCUUGGCCAGGUUGCAGGCCUCUCUUCGCGAGAAAAUGCAACCAACUGCCCUGAGUAACGCAUCUUCUCAGGGAAGUCGUCUGUGUGCCCGAAACGGAGGCAUGGCACCGUCCCCUGACUCCCCACCGUGGGUUUGUACCUCGCCGAGGGUACCUGAGCCGGACACCGUGCACGUGUCUGGCUCAGCAGGUCAGGCGCAGCUGGAUAUGUCAUCCUCUAAGGGGGAUGAGUCCAGCAGGAUAUUGAUUGAUGCAAACCAGAGUAAAAGAACAAGAUCUAAAAAGUAUACUAAAAGGAAUUUACAUGAUGAAAAUGAGAAUAUAGAGAAUGUAUAUGAGAGAUAUAAAUCAGAAUGUAGAAUUGGAAGACUGUGUACUGGUGAACUUGGUGUUGACUAUGCUUGUGGUAGUAAAGAUGGACCAGUAACAUUGAAAGAGGUAUGUAUUCAAGGGUCUUUUCAUCAAGGUGACUUAAUGUUUGGUGAAAAUGCAGGAACACAAUGUGUUGCAAACUCUUUAGCAGCUUUAGCAUACCAUAAAGUAAAGAAUUCUAAUCAGUGGCAAACUUCAGAUAUGAAUAAAGUGUUAGCAACAGGAGAUGAGCUUUAUACGUACUUGCAGCGUAGUUCAACCAUUGUCAGUAGGUAUCUUUUUGUGAAUGAGUUGCCUCAAUUUUUUGAGUGUUUUAAUACAACGUUUGAGUUCAAAGCACGCGAAUCUUUAUGCAGCCUAAUAAAUUUGUCAGAUGUAGAACCAAACUAUGAUGAAUUUAAUGCAUAUUCACUCACAGAUGCAUUGCAAAUUGGUCUUGGAGAAACAAGUGGGUGUUUUGUAUGCUUCAAGGGAAAUACUUUUUUGGUUGGAAAAACAGAGGAUGGCUUCUUUACAUUUGAUCCACAUUCACGGUCACAAUCGGGGUGUAUGAUUGUUAGUGGAAGGAGUACAAGGAUACUGUAUCAAUCGGUUGAUGAUAUUUACAAUCACAUCUUGUCCUUGGCUAUCUCAAUGGGAAUUUCUGGAAUUACUGAAUGUGAAAUUACAGGUGUUGAUUGUUCAGUUAGCCAGUUUGCAACAACUGAUAAACAUGUUAUUGAAAUUGAGCCAGGAAAAUACACUCAGCAGAAUAAAGACUUGAAUUUAGCAGUUCAAGAAAACAGAGACCUUUUGACUGCAAAUGUUCAAUCAGAUGCUAAUGGUUUUCAGUCAGUUGCCAAUGAUGAUGUUGAACUCAUUAGCAGUGAAAGUCAUAGUAUUAGUUUUCUGCCACUUUCUAACUCUGUGAAAUUACAGCUUUGUCAGACCCUGGGAAUACCACAGUCAGGUACAAAUAGUAAUGUUGAACAGGAUUGCUUUGUGCAAGAAGCAGGUGCACCUACUGAAUAUGUUGAAAUUGAAGGGGAUGGAAAUUGUUUUUUCAGAGCCAUUUCAUUUUGUUUGAUUGGAGUAGAAGAUCAUCAUUAUGCAAUACGAUCAGCAGUGUGUAAACAUCUACUACAAAAUAGAAUAUUGUUUGAAGCUUUUGUAAGAUCUACAGAAAGUUCUGUUGAAAAUCACUUGAAUUUAACAGGAAAACAGGUAGAACCUAUGAAUGUUCAAAGCACAGGGUCAUUUUAUUUAGUUCAUCAGGAUCAGAAUCAUUACAAUGUAGUGGUGACAGUUAUGGAGAAAGAAACGGUUUGUUCCAAGAAAAAUAAUUCCCAAUUAAAGGAAAGAUAUAAAAGUGAUGGAAUUUUCAAAGCAAAGGCAAAACAGAGGAGCUUGGAAGCUAGUAAAAGGAAAUAUGUAAUAGAUGGUAUCCAUAAACAAUACAGGAAGAGAAGAAGUAUUGAGAAAUAUAGGUUAGAUAAAGUACAUAGAGAGGGUGUUAAACAAAGAAGUAUAAAUAAGUACAAGAAAGAUAAAGAACACAGAAAAGAUGUGAAACAAAGAAGUACAGAGAAAUACAGGAAUGAUGAAGUACACAGAGAGGGUGUAAAACAAAGAAGUACAGAAAAGUACAUGAAUGAUGAAUUGCACAGAAAGGAUGUAAAACAGAGAAGUACAGAAAAGUACAGGAAUGAUGAAGUACACAGAAAUGAUGUAAAACAAAGAAGUACAGAGAAAUACAGGAAUGAUGAAGUACACAGAUUGAAUGUUAAACAAAGAAGUAUUGAAAAGUACAAAAAUGAUGAAGAACAUAAGCAUAAGGUUAAGGGUGUUAAUAAAGUAAAGUAUCAUUUUAGUGCUGCUGAGAAAAAGAAGAAGAAGGAGAAUGUUCUGAAUCAGAGACGAGCCCUAAAAGUAAAGUUGGAAGAUGAUGAAGAAGUUGUGAAAUUGUUUAAGGAAAGUGUGAGAGAUGGUCCAGACUACAUAUGUUGCUGUUGUCAACGUUUACUGUUUGAACAUCAAGUCCAAGGAUGCAGACUUGAAAUGUACAAAGAAAGACAUGAAGCUUACAAGAUUGCACAGAAUUGUAUACAGAAAAAAUACUCUCAUGAUUGUAAUCUGUCUUGUCCAGUGCAUUGCCCCCAGUCAUCAUUGUGGAUAUGCUUUACUUGUCAUAGGAAAAUAUUGAAUGGGAAUAUUCCAGCAGAGGCAGCUGUUAAUAAAAUGUCAUUAGAGGAAAUUCCAUGCGAACUUAGCAGUUUAAACAGUUUGGAACAGCAUUUAAUUGCUUUGCAUAUUCCCUUCAUGAAAGUGAUGGCUCUUCCACAAGGUGGUCAAAGGAAUGUACAUGGGCCUGUUGUUUGUGUGCCAUCAAAUAUGGAAAAGGCAACAGCUUUACCAAGAAAUGGGGAUGACAAUUUAUUGUUAAGAGUUAAGCUAAAACGAAAGCUAGCGUACAAGGGCUAUUACGAAUACCAAUUUGUUAAUCCAAAUCAUGUUUACAUGGCUCUUGAUUAUUUAAGGAAAGAAAACAAAUGGUAUAAAGACCUAGUGAUAAACACCUUGUGGGAAGGAAAUAGUGAUCAAAAUGACUUGCUAUUUAAUGAGACUCGUGAAUUUUUAGAUGAAGAAGUGAAAGAAGAUGAGAGAGAUGAAAAUCCAGUUGUUACUGACACUUGUUUACAGCCAGUAGAUGUGGCACAAGAAGUUCUUGAUCAUUACUUUGAUGACGUUUACAAUAUAGCACCAGGUGAAGGGAAAAAUCCAAUCCGAAUGUUGCAAGAAGAAGGAAACGAAGCAAAAUCAUUUCCACAUUUAUUUCCAAGUGGCAACUUUUCUUGGAAUGAAGAUCGAGAUGUAAAAAUAACCUUAUCAAGAUAUUUUAACAACAGACUUAUGAAUGCUGAUAACAGAUUUGCUAAGGACACAAAUUACAUCUUCUUUUCUCAAUACAUGUCAGAAUUGAACCAAGUAAUCGAGAAAACACAAAUUUCAAUUCGAAAGUCUUUAUCGAAGCUUGAUAGUGGAAAUGCAGUAACAUCUGAAAUGUUACAGAAUCCAGAUGUUCUCUCAAAACUCUUAAGGAAUGAUGAGGCUUUACGGUUUAUGCAACCUAUUAGAGGAACUCCUGCAUAUUGGUCAGCUUCUCAGAAAGAUCUGUUUGCUAUGCUUCGACAGUUAGGCAUCCCAACAUGGUUUUGUUCAUUUUCUGCAGCGGAAUUCAGAUGGAACGAAAUAAUUGGAUCGAUUUUACUUCAAGAAAAUGAUUCUAGAUCCCCUUCUGAUUUAGACUGGUCAGAAAAGAGUGAAAUUUUGAGAAGCAAUCCAGUUACUGUUGCCAGAAUGUUUGAACAUAGAUUCCAUAUGUUUCAAAGACAUGUAAUAUUGUCACCAUCAAAACCAAUAGGAAAUGUUAUUGAUUUCUUUGUUAGAGUAGAAUUUCAACAAAGGGGCUCUCCACACAUGCAUUGCUUGUACUGGGUUGAGAAUGCACCAAAAUUUGAUGAAGAUGAUGAUAACACUGUUUGUGAUUUCAUUGAUAAAUAUAUCACAUGUGCUAUACCUGCUGAAAAUGAUGACCAAGAGCUGCGAGAAAUUGUGUUAGGUGUUCAACAACAUAGUAAGAACCAUUCUAAAUCCUGUAGGAAAAAGGGUACAGACUGUCGAUUCCACUUUCCAAGACCACCAUCAGAAAGAACCUUUAUUACAAGACAAUGUGAGGAAAAUGAGGAGGACUCUGAGAAAUUUGACGGAUUGAGUAAAUCUCAGGCUAAAGAUAUUUUGAUGCAUGUUUGGAAUGAAGUUCUUGAUGAUGUGAAUCGAGGCAAAACUGCAGAAGAAAUAUUCACUAAGAUGCAAUUAUCACAGGAUACUUACGAAAGGGCACAUAGGGUAUUAUCUGCAAAAACAAGUACUAUCUUGAUUCGAAAUCCUGAUGAAAUGUGGACAAACCAAUACAACGCAUGCCUUCUCAAAUGCUGGGAUGCCAAUAUGGACAUACAGUACAUUCUUGACCCAUUUAGCUGCAUUGUGUACAUAAUUUCAUACAUAUCCAAGUCAGAACGUGAAAUGGGAAUGCUGCUGAAACAAACUCAAGUAGAAUCUGCAGAGGGAAAUUUAAGUGCUCGUCAGACAAUAAGAAAAAUUGGAUCAGCUUAUCUUAAUCAUAGAGAAGUGAGUGCCCAAGAAGCAGUGUACAGAGUUUGUAAUCUAAAAAUGAAAGAAGGAUCUAGGAAAGUAGUGUUUGUUCCUGUUGGUGAAAAUCCGACUAGAUUAAGUAAACCCCUUUCACAAAUGAAAAGAACACGUAAGAACGAAGAUGAUAUGGAAGAUGAUGACGAAAGUAUUUGGAUGACAAAUAUAGUGGAGAGAUAUGAAAAUCGUCCUGAUCUACAAACUUUUCCAGAAAUGUGCCUUGCAGAAUUUUGCUCAGAGUAUCGUGUUUUGGCAAAAUCUGAAAUUCCCAAGGGAGUAAAAGAAGGCGUUUAUGAAUUGAAAAAUGGAAAUGGUUACAUUCAGAGAAGAACAAGAGCUAAGCCAGCCAUAGUAAGAUAUCCAAGGUUCAAUCCUGAAAAUGCAUCCGAAAAGUAUUAUCAGUCAAUACUACAGCUUUUUCUUCCAUACUGGACCCAAGAUCAAUUAAAACCACCUGGAUUCAAAUUUUAUCAGACAUUUUACGAAGAGGGGUUUGUCAGAAUAGGAACUGAAUUCAAAUUACAGUCUGUCAGGAUUGUGGUUGAAAACAAUCGUUGUAAUUUCUCAAAGAAUGAGGAUGCCCUUGAAAAUGCUCAGGAAACUCUAGAAGUUUAUGGUGAACCUGAAGAUGCUUGGGCUAACCUUUGUCCAGAAACUGAAAGAAAUCGAGAUGAAUGUCUAAAUGAAAAGAGAAAAACAGAACAAUCAGAAAACAAAGAACAAGAAAUCACUCAUGAAAUUGAACAUGAUGGCCCUUCAGAUUUGAUAUACCAUAUUAGGGAAAAUUCAAACUCAAGGCAAGAAAUUGUGCCUUUAUUGCGAAAUUUAAAUGAUAAACAAAGACAAGUUUUCUACAUAGUUCGCGAAUGGUGCUUGAAAAAAGUAGCUGACAGGAAAGUAGAACCAUUACAUAUCUUUGUUACCGGAGGUGCAGGAACAGGAAAAAGUCACCUGAUAAAGACUAUACAGUAUGAGGCCUCUCGAAUUUUUGAGAAAAUUGUUUCAUCUCCUUCAGAUUUAUCUGUUCUUCUCACAGCUUUUACUGGAACUGCUGCUUUCAACAUUGGGGGAAACACAAUUCACCACGUAUUUUCUUUAACCAAAGCUCUACCCAUUCCAUACGAACCCUUGAAAGAACAGAGUUUGAGUGCAAUGAGAGCGAAGUUGGCUUCUCUACAGAUUUUAGUAAUCGAUGAAGUCUCAAUGGUGUACAAACGACUUUUGUAUUACAUUCAUGAACGACUGGUACAAAUCAAGAAAUGCAAGGAACCUUUUGGUGGUAUUUCUGUAAUAGCAGUUGGAGAUUUUUACCAACUACCUCCUGUGAAACAACGAAAGUUGGAAAUACUCUACAAACAAAAUGAUGAAUAUCCCAUAGACUACUGGUUAGACUUCUUCAAAAUUGUUGAGUUAAAAGAAAUAAUGAGACAACGUGACGAUGCCGCAUUUGCUACAGUUUUGAAUUCACUACGGAUCAGAACGAUAGAGGAACCACUUUCAGAAGAGGCGAAAACAAUGCUAAAAGAGUGCAUCAGAGAUGGACCAGACGAAGUACUGCAUGUGUAUCCUACAAAUGAAGAAGUAAAUGAAUAUAAUCUAAAGAUGUUGCAAACAAGUUGUGAAGAAUUGAUAGAGAUAUCUGCGGAAGAUUAUCAAAAAGAUAAUACUACAGGAAAGCUGACUUUACGUGAAAAACCCUUCAUACGGACAAGAACAGAUGGGCUCUCUGCUUCUUUGCUGUUUUCUGUGAAUGCUAGAGUUAUGCUGACAAGAAAUAUCAAUGUGGAAGACGGACUUGUAAAUGGUGCGAUGGGGCAUAUUUCAGCUUUUGAUUUUGGACAAGCUCAGCAAAGAAAUAGGGUAGAAGGGAUUAGAAUUUUGUUUGAUAGUGAAGACAUUGGAAAGCUGCAAGGGAAAAAGACACCACAUGGAAACGAAGUAUUGAUUCAAAGAAUACAAGAAGACAUCAAGGAGAAAAAUUCAAAGAAUGUUGUACGACAUCAGUUUCCCUUGAAACUCGCUUGGGCAUGUACAGCACAUAAAGUUCAAGGCAUGACAACAAAGAGUGUUGUUGUAAAUUUGGAUCGUACAUUUGCUCCAGGACAGGCAUAUGUUGCUGUUAGCCGUGUCACUUCACAAAAUGGUUUAUUCAUAGAAACAAAAGAUGAAAAGGCAUUACUGAGAAAAAUUUAUGCUAAUCCAGACAUAAAGGCUGCACUGUCUAAGAUGGAGAAAUUAGUCCCUGAGCAAGAUUAUCUGAACUGCUAUGAUGAUCAAACCUUAAAAACGAUUGUUUUACUUAAUGUGCAAAGCUUAAGAGCACAUUUUCUUGACCUCAAAAGUGAUACAAGAUUCCUCAAAGCAGACCUUAUCUGUGUCACUGAAACAUGGCUGACAGACAAUGAUAGAAUACAAAAUUUUGAAAUUGAUGACUUUAAAUUCAACCAUAUAACAAGGAAGAAGUCAUAUGAUGAAAGUGUUGACAGUUUUGCUAAACUUCGAGUGUCCAAAGGAGGAGGGGUAGGUGUUUAUAAGAAGAGAAACGAAAAAGUUUUGGUUAAUGUUUUAUCUCAGAAAAAUAUUGAGGGAAUGGCUGUAGAACUUUGUGAGGAGGACACGGUUAUCAUCAUAGUAUAUCGACCAAGUUCUCUCAAUGUCAGUUUGUUCCUUGACUCCCUUCAGAGAGUUUUAGAUUUUUAUAAAGUAUUGUUUUCUCAAUGCCUUAUACUCGGUGAUUUCAACGAAGAUGCACAAUCCAAAGGACCAAUUCAAAGAAUGUUAGAAAACAGUGGAUUUAAACAGAAAGUGAACUUUGCAACAACAGACGGAAAUUCAAUAUUAGAUCAUGUUUACAUUACAGAGGAGAUGGAAGCAAGAGUAGAGGCCAUGUCAGUAUAUUACAGCUAUCAUGAAGCUGUUAAAGUUUAUUUAAGAACAAGAUAG
Molecule: messenger RNA, 7728 nt
Organism: Saccostrea cuccullata (small rock oyster)
Lineage: Eukaryota; Metazoa; Mollusca; Bivalvia; Ostreida; Ostreidae
Exons: 3
Biological process (GO): DNA repair; telomere maintenance
Molecular function (GO): DNA helicase activity
Source: RefSeq, a predicted model, not a curated record